UUUAUUUAAUUGGGUAACCAUGCUAAGUACUUCAUAUUUAUAAUAUCAAAAUUUAGCACACUCAAACAAAACAAAAAUGGAGAAAAAGCAGUCUGGUACUGGUAAUGCUACGGGUCCUGCUCCUAAGGAAGUCUCCUUCCUCAAUCGCAUCGAUCUUUCCAGUCCCGAUAUUCACCAAUCUGUUUCUCUUCUCAAACAGGCAUGUUUGGAUUGUGGAUUUUUUUACGUGAUCAAUCAUGGGAUGGGUGAAGAAUUGAUGGAGGAGGUAUUUGAGCAAAACAAGAAAUUUUUCGAGUUGCCAUUAAGUGAGAAAAUGAAAGUUUUAAGGAACGAGAAGCAUAGAGGCUACACUCCUCUUUUUGAUGAGCUCCUGGAUCCUGAUAAUCAAGUUCAUGGAGAUUAUAAGGAGGGUUAUUACAUUGGAGUUGAAGUGCCUGAAGAUGAUCCUCAAGCUGAGAAGCCAUUUUAUGGGCCCAAUGUUUGGCCUUCAGAUGAUAUUUUGCCUGGUUGGAGGCACACUAUGGAGAAGUAUUACCUAGAGGCAUUAGAAGUAGCAAGAGCCAUUGUGAGGAUCAUAGCACUUGCACUUGAUCUGGAGGCUGAUUUCUUUGAUAAGCCAGAAAUUCUUGGCCAGCCACUUGCGUUGUUGCGAUUGCUAAAGUAUCCAGGUCAGAUUUCUGAUCCCUCAAAUGGAUUAUAUGGAGCUGGAGCACAUACUGAUUAUGGUCUCAUUACCCUCUUAGCUACAGAUGAUGUUUAUGGCCUCCAAAUAUGCAAGGAUAAAGAUGCUCAACCUCGAGUAUGGGAAUUCAUAGCACCAUUGAAAGGAGCAUUCAUAGUGAAUCUUGGUGACAUGCUGGAACGCUGGAGCAACUGUCUUUUCAAGUCCACGCUGCACAGAGUUUUAGGGAAUGGUCAAGAGCGAUAUUCUAUUGCUUAUUUUGUGGAACCUAGUUAUGACUGUCUUGUCGAAUGCUUGCCAACCUGCAAGUCCGAGAAAAAUCCACCCAAGUUUCCUCCAGUCAUGUAUGGGGAUUACCUUGGUCAACGCUACAAGGAUACUCAUAUUGAUCUGAAUGUGUACAACAAACUGCAGAGUUAAGCUUGCCGGAGAACAUUUCAAGCUUGCAUUGUACAAUUACUACUCGUUAAUUGCCAUCAGAAUUCUCAAAUUAAAAUGAAGCUCUUGCACACCGCAGGAUGGCUUCCUUUUAGUGGUGUCCUGUUGUACAUUAUUUAUAGCAUUAACCAUAGAGAUGAGUUUUCCUAGUUAA
Molecule: messenger RNA, 1274 nt
Organism: Populus nigra (black poplar)
Lineage: Eukaryota; Viridiplantae; Streptophyta; Magnoliopsida; Malpighiales; Salicaceae
Product: 2-oxoglutarate-Fe(II) type oxidoreductase hxnY-like
Exons: 11
Coding region: 77-1102 (341 amino acids)
Source: RefSeq, a predicted model, not a curated record